AUGGAGCCCGAGCACUGUCUUCCUUACGGCUCGGGGCCCGGCGCUUACCCGGCGGCCGACAAGCCACCGGGAUCCUCUCCUCACCUGCACUCCGCUCCACUCCCCAGCUCUCGGAUUGCUCGCUACGCUACGGCCUGCGGAACUCUGGAGCCCUAUUCCCCGGAGGCGGCCAAGCCCCCCGCCAAGUACCUGCAGGAGCCCGGGCCUGGGCCGACCCUCAACGGCAGGCGCUUUUACGAGGCCCCUGCGGAAGCAGAAGAAAAGGUCUCCAAAGUCGCCAGCUUCCCCCCACUGCCUCUAGACUGUCCAGGAGGUCCCUUGGAGAGCCCCCCGGAGCUGACAGGCUCCCCGGCACCCUGUUUGGCCAGGCUUCGGGGACCUCUAAGCCCCCAGCUCACUGACUCAAUGGAAUUGCCCAAAAGCAAAAACAAGAAACGGAGGAAUCGGACUACAUUCAGCACUUUCCAGCUGGAAGAGCUAGAGAAGGUUUUCCAGAAGACCCAUUACCCUGAUGUGUAUGCAAGGGAACAGCUGGCCCUCAGGACUGACCUGACUGAGGCCCGGGUACAGGUCUGGUUCCAGAACCGAAGAGCCAAGUGGAGGAAACGGGAGCGAUAUGGGAAGAUCCAGGAGGUGAGGAAUCCCUUCACAGCCACCUAUGACAUUUCAGUGCUACCCAGGACAGACAGCUACCCCCAGCUACAGAGCAACCUGUGGCCCAGCCCGGGGUCGGGGAGCCCGGGAGGCCCCUGUCUGAUGUCACCAGAGGGGAUUCCAUCCCCAUGCACAUCACCGUACUCCCAUUCCCACAGCAAUGUGGCUGGCUUUAUGGGUGUGCCAGCUUCCCCAGGACCUCCCCCGGGCAUCUACUCCAUCCAUGGAUUCUCCCCAGCUCUGGGAGGCCACAGCUUUGAGACAGCCCCUGAUGGUGACUACAAGUCUCCCAGCUUGGUCUCCCUGAGGAUGAAGCCCAAAGAGCCACCUAGCCUCCUCAACUGGACCACGUGA
This is a messenger RNA of Gracilinanus agilis (Agile Gracile Mouse Opossum), 1008 nucleotides long. It is a transcript of the gene ALX3, whose product is annotated as ALX homeobox 3. Gene Ontology annotation, biological process: regulation of transcription by RNA polymerase II. Gene Ontology annotation, molecular function: DNA-binding transcription factor activity, RNA polymerase II-specific; RNA polymerase II transcription regulatory region sequence-specific DNA binding. The coding region runs from base 1 to 1008 and encodes 335 amino acids. The record is from RefSeq and is a predicted model, not a curated record. Lineage: Eukaryota; Metazoa; Chordata; Mammalia; Didelphimorphia; Didelphidae. The transcript has 4 exons.